AUGACAGGGGAUGUUGUCCCAGCUCCCCAGCAGGGGGACCCAGCUGUGGCGGCACCCGCCCUUGGGGAGCCCAUGGAUGUGGAGUGUCCCAUCUGCUACCAGGAGUACGACCAGUACAACAAAUGCCCACGGAUGCUGGAGUGCCUCCAUGUUUUUUGCACUGAGUGCCUCCAGAAGAUCCAACUCUGCCCAAGCGAGCCCCCUGACACCCGUAGCCCACCAGCCAUUCCCUGCCCCCUGUGCCGCCACCUCACCCCCCUAGAAACUGGGGAUGCCCUCUCUUUACCCUGCAACUCCCGCAUCCUGGCCAGGCUGCCCCCCAUGGCUUUCCGCCUGCCUGUGACCACGGCCACCCGCCUUGCCACGGUCACCCAGAGAGUGGUACUCUCCUUGGAGGGAGACAGCAGGGACACCCGCUACAUCAUCCUGCCCACUGUCAGCCUGCGGGUGCAGCAGAUGCACCCAGACAGACCGUACGGCACAGCGCCAGGCCUGGUGGGUGAAGAGGAAGUCAUACAGCAGAGCAAGAAGACGCUGUUCUGUGUGCAGCUGCUAGCUGUCAUCUUCUGGGUUCUGUUUGUGAUCACCUGUGUGGUCGGGGUGGUGUUUGGGCCACAUUUCCUGAACAGGAAAAAUUAA
Molecule: messenger RNA, 639 nt
Organism: Toxotes jaculatrix (banded archerfish)
Lineage: Eukaryota; Metazoa; Chordata; Actinopteri; Toxotidae
Product: RING finger domain-containing protein
Exons: 1
Coding region: 1-639 (212 amino acids)
Biological process (GO): protein ubiquitination
Molecular function (GO): ubiquitin protein ligase activity
Source: RefSeq, a predicted model, not a curated record